Molecule: messenger RNA, 1602 nt
Organism: Brassica oleracea var. oleracea
Lineage: Eukaryota; Viridiplantae; Streptophyta; Magnoliopsida; Brassicales; Brassicaceae
Product: zinc finger CCCH domain-containing protein 48
Exons: 10
Coding region: 153-1427 (424 amino acids)
Molecular function (GO): protein binding; metal ion binding
Source: RefSeq, a predicted model, not a curated record
AAAAAAAAAAAAAAGAUCCGAAGAUCAUUAAGAAAAAAGCGAAGCCGGUUUCAUCCUCUUCCAUUAAUCAAUUUCGAGAGAAAGAUUAUUUAUACUUUUCAAAAAGUCUUCUGAUUUGCAAGAGAGAUAGAGAGAGACGAUCACCCAAUUCGAUGGAUUUAGAUAUGAACGGAGGAGACAAGAGAGUCUUCCAAAGACUCGGUGGCGCCUCCAACCAGAAGGUCUGUUUCCACUGGCGAGCCGGCCGCUGCAACCGCUACCCUUGCCCUUUCCUCCACCGAGAAUCACCGCCUCCAGCUCCAUUCCCCGGGUCGUCGUCUUCUACAAACAACAAAAGGAUCGCUGAUGAUGACUCUGGCUUCGCGGGUUCGAGUCACCGGAGAGGCCCCGGGAGCGGUAACAACACCUGGGGGAGGUUCGGUGGGAACAGAACGGUGACCAAGACGGAGAAGCUUUGCAAGUUUUGGGCUGAUGGGAAUUGUCCUUACGGUGAUAAAUGCAAGUACUUGCAUUGUUGGAGCCAAGGGGAUAGCUUCUCCUUGUUGACUCAGCUCGAUGGGCAUCAAAAGGUUGUCACUGGGAUUGCUCUGCCUUCAGGUUCUGAUAAGCUUUACACUGCGAGUAAGGAUGAAACUCUGCGGAUUUGGGAUUGUGCUUCUGGACAGUGUACAGGUGUACUCAAUCCUGGUGGGGAAGUUGGUUGCAUGAUUAGUGAAGGCCCCUGGCUAUUGGUUGGCAUGCCUAAUCUCGUUAAGGCGUGGAAUAUCCAAACCAAUGUGGACCUGAGUCUCACUGGACCUGUUGGCCAAGUAUAUUCACUGGUUGUUGGUACUGAUCUGUUGUUCGCUGGCACACAAGAUGGCUCUAUUUUGGUUUGGAGAUACAAUACUGCCACUAACUGUUUUGAUCCAGCUGCAUCACUCACGGGCCACACCCUUGCAGUUGUUUCUUUAUAUGUUGGAGCUAACCGACUCUAUUCCGGUUCCAUGGACAAUUCUAUUAAAGUUUGGAGCCUGGAUAAUCUGCAGUGUGUACAAACGCUUACAGAACAUACUUCAGUUGUCAUGUCUCUCAUUUGCUGGGAUCAGUUCCUUCUCUCAUGUUCAUUGGACAAUACUGUCAAAAUAUGGGCUGCUACUCAAGGUGGAAACUUGGAAGUGACAUACACUCACAAAGAAGAAUACGGCGUGCUAGCUCUCUGUGGUGUGCAUGAUGCAGAAGCCAAGCCGGUGUUGUUAUGCUCCUGCAACGACAAUUCCUUGCACCUCUAUGACUUGCCAUCGUUUACCGAAAGGGGUAAGAUUUUAGCAAAGCAAGAGAUACGUUCGAUCCAGAUAGGUCCCGGGGGCAUAUUUUUCACCGGUGACGGAACUGGUCAAGUUAAAGUAUGGAAGUGGAGUACACAACCAACUGCUAUUCAUCCUUAAGGUUUGGAACAGAGCCCUUGUUCCUCGCCAUUGUUUACAUAUCUUCUUCUGAUCCGAGUGUCUUUUAAUUCUUUUUUUAUACCGUCUCCUGAGAAUCGUUAGUAUGGAUACAAGAGUUACUUGAGAGUUGGUUGUAAAUGUUUGUCAAAUAAUUGUUGAAGUUGAGAUAGAGCCA